Molecule: messenger RNA, 807 nt
Organism: Salvia miltiorrhiza (redroot sage)
Lineage: Eukaryota; Viridiplantae; Streptophyta; Magnoliopsida; Lamiales; Lamiaceae
Exons: 2
Coding region: 1-807 (268 amino acids)
Source: RefSeq, a predicted model, not a curated record
AUGGACAUGGAGCUCGGCUAUCGGUUCGGAACCCGCAGCGAGAGAUUUCAAAGCUUGGAUGCUCUCCUUUCGUUAGCUUCUAGUUUCUCGCUUUUCCUUGUUCUUUUUCUUUCUUCCCCGGUGGUUGCUACAUCUUUCUUUCUCCUGUACUCUGAACCUGGUCGUAUCACUUUGAUUAAAGCGGUCUUGCAAGCAAUACCUAUAUAUCAGCUCUCGUUCUCUUGUGUUCCAAAAUCGGUCGUGAGAAACCUUAAUUCUAUCUUUGUCAAGUUCUUGUGGGGUGGGGGCGGGGGGAACUCGGGGUCUAUAGCGUGGAUUAAAUGGGGUGUCUUAUGCUCUAAUAAAAGUGAAGGAGGGCUGGGGUUUAAGAAUCUUGAAUGGUUUAGUUGGGCGUCAGUGAGUAAGUGGAUUUGGAGAUACUUGGAGGGAGAAGAGGCACUGUGGGUGAGGGUGUUGAGAUCAGUUCAUGGUGAUGUUGUUUGGGGAGGGGAAGGAGGGGCUGGGCUGGGCUGUCCGGGUGUGGGUAGGGGGUGGUGGCCGAAGAUACUUAACCUGGGAGGGAGAGCGAGUGGGGGCUGGUUCUUACAAAAUCUAUCCCGUUCUAUUGGUAACGGGAGGAAUACAAAAUUUUGGGGUAAUAGAUGGUUGGGGGCUAAACCUCUUAGGUAUGUUGACCCGAGGCUCUUUCGUUUGUGUGUUGAUAGAGAUGUGUCGGUUGAGAAGUUCGGGAACUGGGUGGAGGGGACGUGGUUGUGGGAGUUUAGGUGGAGAAGGCAGUUGUUCGGAGUGGGAGAAAGGAUUGCUUAA